Messenger RNA from Aspergillus sclerotioniger CBS 115572, 1908 nucleotides. Its product is annotated as fungal specific transcription factor domain-containing protein. Bases 1 to 1908 code for a protein of 635 amino acids. The record is from RefSeq and is a predicted model, not a curated record. Gene Ontology annotation, molecular function: zinc ion binding; DNA-binding transcription factor activity, RNA polymerase II-specific; sequence-specific DNA binding. Gene Ontology annotation, biological process: positive regulation of transcription by RNA polymerase II; DNA-templated transcription. The transcript is spliced from 6 exons. NCBI's taxonomy places the organism in Eukaryota, Fungi, Ascomycota, Eurotiomycetes, Eurotiales, Aspergillaceae.
AUGCCUUCGCCUGCGAGUACCGCUCGUGCUGGCACUUCCUGUCGUCGCUGCCACCGACGGAAGAAGCGCUGCGAUCGGACGCUUCCACAAUGCGAGACCUGUCUGCACGCCCAGGUGGCCUGCAGCUUUCUGGACGAUGAUCGGCAGGUCGGCACAUACCCGAUUGCCUACGUCCAAGGCCUCGAGUCUCGCGUACGAGACCUCGAGAAGCAAUUAACUGCUGCCCUGGCAUCAACCGGGCUUCCAGAUGGCCCACGGGGCGAGCUUGCAUUCGAUCAGCCUAUUGUGAAUUUCGCAACACCUCCCGACACAGACAAUUUUGAUAAUCUUCCUCUUCUUUCUCCCCCGGCUCAUGCACGAUCGGACUUUUUGGCCGAAGAACUCAAGCGGCUCUCUCUGGAAGCUACAGCAGAGCGACACCUGGGUUCUUCAUCGGGUCUGUCUUUUGCAAAGCUGACCCAGGCAGUCCUGCGACGGCUGUCUCCCGACAAGGCAGAGUUCGUGUUCGAUGAUAUGCCAGAGGAUACACAGGACCAGCCUGAUGGACCUCUUCCGGAACCAUUCCAAGACGCAGCGGCCUCGCUGCUGGAUCUCCACAACGCCUACUCCUCCCCGUGUUUGUUCAACCAGCUCUCUCUUUCUCAUGUCAUGGAAGAUGAGACGGUGCUUGCGGACCUACAACUACCCGACAGGGGGCACAUCAGCUAUCUGAUGGAAUUCUAUUUCGCACACUCACACACUCUGUAUCCGAUCAUUCGACGUGGCGAGUUUACGUCGGUCAUAUGGCGAGUGUAUAGCCAGCCGCAGGAACCGCUGGCAGGGUCAGCGUUGUGGAUGUUUCGUAUCUGGAUGGUUCUCGCCAUUGGAUCGACGACGCACUGUUCCGUGUCUUUGGUCGAGGAGUCGGAAUCGGUUCUGUACUAUAACAAGGCGAUGGUGUAUUUUGAGGAGGCAUUCGGACUGGGUGAUAUGGCUGCAUUGGAGGUAUUGAUGCUGCAAGUGUCCUACUCGUUCUUCAACCAGAUCGGGCCAAAUACAUUUUUUUUGGUCGGCGUGGCUGCUCGCAUGGCAAUCGGAAUGGGUCUGCAUACCUCCUCGAGCUAUCUCAACCUCCCAGCCGACGUGGUCGAGUACCGAAAGCGGAUCUUCUUUUCUCUGUAUAUGAUGGAUAGGGUUGUAUCCAUGACCCUCGGCCGACCGUUUGCCAUGCACGACGACGACAUCGACAUCCAGCCCUUCACCGACGUCGAAGACGAGAACCUCACUCCCACCGGCUAUCCAGCAACACUCGACCCACUGCACCCGUCUAGCAUGUCCGUCCCUCUGCACAUUCUUUCCCUCCGCCGAAUCGCCAGCGAAAUCGCCACAAAAGUGUACUCUCCCCGCACCGCCCACCUAUCCCCCUUCCAACGCGAAUCCCUACUUCAAAGUCUCCACAAGAAACUCAUCGCUUGGCGCCGCGCCAUGCCCUUCCCCUUACCCUCCACCAACUCCCCGGUCCCCCACCUGAGCAGCAGCUGGUUCGACCUAAACUACUACACGCACGUGGCGAUGCUAUACCGUCCCUCACCAUUGUUCCCGGCCCUCGACGAAACCAAAGUCAAGGUACUCGCAAUGGCGGCAGCCAUGUCCAUCCGCCAAGCCAUGAACAUGCAUCGCCAGAAACGGUUUGCGUAUAACUGGCUCAAUCUGCUGGGGGUGUUUCAAUCGGCAUUGGCAUUGAUGUAUGCCACGACGGCGCAGCCAGAUCAGCUCGGGGUCGUGGUACGGGAGAGUAAGGCGGUCGAGGAUCUGGAGUUGGCGGUGGAAUUAUUGGAUGCGUUUGGGAGGAAGUUUGGGGCAGCGAGGAGGUUGGCGAGGAUGGUGAGGGAGGUGGUGGUGAGACUGAGGGGGUAUGAGUGUGAGUAG